AUGUUCUCAGUAAAAGAUGCUUAUAUUCUUGAUCAGGGGUUCAGAUUUGGUCCAAGGAAGGAUAAAUGGAAAUGGAUAUGGGACCCUGGGUUACAUCCAAGGAUUUCUUUGAUGCUGUGGAAAGUUAUAAAUGAUGCCCUUCCUACUGCAGAGAGAGUCUCUGCCUUUACUAGGUUUGGCUGCUGCUUCUAUGAGAGUGAAAGUGAAGACACCAUCCAUUUGUUUAAGGAGUGUGCCUUUGCAAAAGCAAUCUGGUUUGCUGGCCGGUUCCCCUUUGUAGUAGACUCUAUACACUAUAGUAACAUAAUUGAUUUUGUGGAAGCUAUCCUAUCUUCUCUCCCGGGGGAUCUAAGAAAGGAGGUUACCAUCUAUAUUGGGUGUGUGUUCCAAGCAAUUUGGAAGUGUAGGAAUAUGGUUAGGAUAAAUGGGUGCGAUGCUGAUGUUACUUCUGUUAUAUCUGAGGCUGCUACUGUCUUUUUGGAGCUCUGGGAAUGCCGGGAUAAUGACCAGAGUAUGGUCUUUUCAGAAUUCUACGUAGAAGAGGUGGUGCGAAGCGAUCUAGCUGACCAUAUUGUUUUCACUGACGCGUCUUGGAAGGAGGGGGUUGGUGGCUAUGCGGUGGUUGCGAUCCACAGAACAGAUAAUUCCUGGUGUUAUAAGUUAGAUUCUAGUGUCGCUUCGUGUCCUUUGGAAGCUGAGUCUCGUGCCGUUCUUCUAGCUCUAGAACUUGCUGUGCAAAACUCUUGGUCUAGAGUUUAUUUUCUAUCUGAUUGCAGGGUGCUAGUUAAAGCUUUGGAGCAGUUUUCCCCCCCUCCCGAUUGGAGAUUUUUAAAUAUUUCUUUAGGAGUUUUAGAUUUGAUGAAUGUAAUUUCGGAUUGUAAGUUCUAUUUUAUUCACAGAGAUUCUAACUCUAUUGCAGAUGGCUUGGCCAAAAGAGCUAGAUUGUCUAGCCAUGAGAGUUUUUCAAGGGGAGGGAAUUCCCCCAAUGAUUCCCGAUUACUUUUCUUUGAUUAA
This is a messenger RNA of Cannabis sativa, 1014 nucleotides long. RefSeq lists its product as uncharacterized. The record is from RefSeq and is a predicted model, not a curated record. The transcript has a single exon. Gene Ontology annotation, molecular function: nucleic acid binding; RNA-DNA hybrid ribonuclease activity. The coding region runs from base 1 to 1014 and encodes 337 amino acids. NCBI's taxonomy places the organism in Eukaryota, Viridiplantae, Streptophyta, Magnoliopsida, Rosales, Cannabaceae.